AUGGCGGGCGGCUCCCGUCGUCGUCGCGCGGAUGACCCGAAAGCCGUCGACGACGACGACGACGACGCGAAGUCGUCCGCGACGAUCAUCGAUCGCCGACGACGACGCGACGUCUUCGUCCUCGCGCUGUGCCUCCUCCUCCCGACGCUCCUGGCGCUCCCGCGGCUCGUCCGCGAGGUAGGCGAGAGCGCGCGCGCGGUCGUCCUCGCGAUCGCCCCCGCGUCGUUCCUCGCCUACCUCGCCGCGAAGCGCCUGACGCGAACGAUCGCGCGUCUCACCCUCCGCCGCGGCGUGCACGGAUUAGACGUCAACAAAGCCGGGACCCGCGCGGGCGACGUCCGCGUCCCGGAAGCGACCGGCCUCGCCCCCGGCUGCGUCUACCUCGUCGCGGUGACCUUCACGCAGUGUCUGCACCUCUUCCUCGGCGGCGCGGAGGCGGCGUCGUGGGCGUUGGAGCACAACUCAGGCGCGUUCAAUACGCCGGUCCCCGUACGGCCGCCGCUCGCCACGGUGGGCUUCGGCGUCUUCCUCGGCUUCGUAGACGACGUCCUGGACGUUCCGUGGAGAGCGAAGAUGCUCGUCCCCGCGUUCGCGUCGCUGCCGCUGUUGCUGUCGUACGCGGGGGGGACGACGAUCUUGGUGCCGCGGCCGGUGCGGUGGGCGCUCGGGGACGAUUGGAUCCGGACAUCGGACGGGAACAACCUUCUCGACCUCGGAUGGGCGUAUUACGCGUACGUGUUUUUACUCGUCAUAUUCUGCGCCAACUCGAUCAACAUCCACGCGGGGAUCAACGGUCUGGAGAUUGGCCAGAGCGUCGUCAUCGCGGCGGCGAUCGUGUACUUGAACGUGAGCACGAUCGCGCGCGUCGGCGACACGCAACAUGCGCACGUCUUCAGCCUGUGCCUCGCCGGGCCGUUCCUCGCCGUGAGCUUGGGGUUGCUGACGCACAACUGGUACCCGUCGAGGGUGUUCGUCGGCGACACGUACACGUACUUCGCGGGGAUGACUUUGGGCGUCGUCGGCGUGUUGGGCCACUUCAGCGAGACGCUCGUGUUGUUCUUCCUGCCGCAGAUUUUCAACUUUUUGUACAGCUCGCCGCAGCUGUUCAAGCUCGUGCCUUGCCCGCGUCACCGCCUCCCGAAGCUCGACGCGGCCACGGGGCUGCUGCACGCGAGCAAGGCGACGCCGACGCGGUAUAACAUGAACCUCGUGAACGCGUACCUGAGGGCGUUCGGCCCGCAGACGGAGCGCGACUUGUGCGUCGCGUUGGUGUCGCUUCAGGCGGCGUGUUGCGGGUUCGGGUUCCUCGCGAGGCACGUGUUGACCGGGGUGUGGAAGUGA
Molecule: messenger RNA, 1341 nt
Organism: Micromonas pusilla CCMP1545
Lineage: Eukaryota; Viridiplantae; Chlorophyta; Mamiellophyceae; Mamiellales; Mamiellaceae
Exons: 3
Coding region: 1-1341 (446 amino acids)
Biological process (GO): protein N-linked glycosylation; dolichol-linked oligosaccharide biosynthetic process
Cellular component (GO): membrane
Molecular function (GO): UDP-N-acetylglucosamine-dolichyl-phosphate N-acetylglucosaminephosphotransferase activity
Source: RefSeq, a predicted model, not a curated record